UGAUACAAAUUGCCACAUGUGUGUGGUGGGGCAGUGUAGGUAAAGUUUAGCCUACAGGAGUAGGCCUACCUCAACGUGUGUUUUGUAUGACAUAGCUUUAUUUUUUAGACAGAUGAUUAUUUUACCUCGUGUUUUUUUUCUGAUUCUUGAGGGAAACGUGACUGCCUUCCUUAGGAGAGUCGAAGUGAAGUGAUCAUUUUUCUCCCUCAUGCUUUUCGCCUUGGUGCUGGCUAACAUAAAUGGCUUGGGUGUCUGCCUUCGGCACAAAAACUACAAUUUAAUUUGCCCGUGCGUAUCUCCGUGCGUAUAACCGCCAACUCCUCGGAGAUAUUUAACACAAUCAAGAAUCCUAUAUAAGGCACAGCUCGUGAGCUGGUGGAAGCCGGUGAAGGGGGUUAUUUUUGAGCGGUCCGCAGCGCGUGCGAAGUGUAAUCCCAAGGUCUGGAUGUGCCCUGCGCGCACUAUGUUGUCUUCUGUUUCUUGAUGGCAUUACCCGAGUAUGGCUGUCUAGCAUGGCCGUGUCUCCGGCGGCACCGGCGACCCGUGGACCGCUAUGGCAUUUAGUCCCGUUUUUGCGGACCCUCUGUCCAGGAGCAUCUUCAAGAAAUUCGCCGUCAUGUUGUGCUCGCUGCUCACCUCGCUGUACUUUCUGCACAGCCUUACCGACCGCUGCAGCAGCACCAUGCCCUCCCCGGUUCGGGCUACCGCCACGGAACAAGUCGCCGGGCUCUACGCUACGGAUCUGCAGGACCUGCGCUCCGUGAGGAGGAAGAGACUGCUACAGAAAUGGGCGAAUAAGCCUGGUGUGGUGCACUACCAGGCGGGGGACCCUGACAGACCAUUUUCCCCGUACGAAGGAGCUAUGUUUGCGGGCAGUGAGAGUGGGGGCGCCCGCCAGGAGGAUCAGAGAGGAGGAGGAGGAGGAGAAGACAUUAGCGAGCUCAGGGUUGGGGAGAUAGCCUCCCUUCUUCCCGCUGGUUCUGUCUCGAACUUGGAUAUUUUAACACAGCGGGAGCCGCAUGUGGUGGUGGUGGAGGAGGACAGGACGGACGGUCCAGGUAAACUUAGCCCGCUGGGCGAGGGCACCAAGAAGCUGCCUCAAGCCAUAAUCAUCGGGGUGAAGAAAGGCGGGACGCGCGCGCUGUUGGAGUUCCUUCGCGUGCACCCCGACAUCAGGGCCGUGGGAGCGGAGCCGCACUUCUUCGAUAGGAACUAUGACAACGGACUGGACUGGUACAGGGACCUGAUGCCCAAGACCCUUGAUGGCCAGAUCACCAUGGAGAAGACCCCCAGUUACUUUGUGACGCGCGAGGCGCCGGCCCGCGUCAGCGCCAUGUCUCGCCACACCAAGCUGAUCGUGGUGGUGCGCGACCCGGUGACGCGGGCCAUCUCGGACUACACGCAGACGCUGUCCAAGAAGCCCGACAUCCCCUCCUUCGAGAGCCUGACCUUCAAGAACCGCAGCACGGGCCUGAUCGACACGUCCUGGAGCGCCAUCCAGAUCGGCAUCUACGCCAAGCACCUGGACAACUGGCUGCAGCACUUCCCCAUGGGCCAGAUCCUGUUUGUGAGCGGCGAGCGGCUCAUCAGCGACCCGGCCGGAGAGCUGGGCCGCGUGCAGGACUUCCUGGGCCUCAAGCGCAUCAUCACGGACAAACACUUCUACUUCAACCAGACCAAGGGCUUCCCCUGCCUCAAGAAGGCCGAGGGCAGCAGCAAGCCACACUGCCUGGGCAAGACCAAAGGCCGCACGCACCCCGACAUCCACCCCGAGGUGGUGCAGAGGCUGCGGGACUUCUACCGGCCCUUCAACAUGAAGUUCUACCAGAUGACGGGACGCAUAUUCGGGUGGGACGAUUGACCAAUCAGCGAUCACUGAUCAACGAUCUGUUAUCAAUAACUUCUUGAGAAUUGAAACACGCAUCGAUCAUCAAGGAACUGGUCGGCGAUCACGACGAUCACCUUUUGAUCGUUGUUCGAUCGAGAACUGGUUAGACCAUCAGACAUUCAUUGAUCGGUGGACGGAGUGGUAAUUAACCGAUCAUGUUGUCUCGUUCUGAGACUGCGGCAUCCACUUCAGAGGGUAACUGAACAAAAAAGAAAAUGAAAAGAAAAACAAACAAAUGGACGUUGAAGAGACUGUUUGCACUGUUGUCAGUAUCA
This is a messenger RNA of Engraulis encrasicolus (European anchovy), 2163 nucleotides long. Its product is annotated as heparan sulfate glucosamine 3-O-sulfotransferase 3A1. Gene Ontology annotation, molecular function: [heparan sulfate]-glucosamine 3-sulfotransferase activity. The transcript is spliced from 2 exons. The coding region runs from base 554 to 1861 and encodes 435 amino acids. The record is from RefSeq and is a predicted model, not a curated record. NCBI's taxonomy places the organism in Eukaryota, Metazoa, Chordata, Actinopteri, Clupeiformes, Engraulidae.